Messenger RNA from Silurus meridionalis, 7515 nucleotides. It is a transcript of the gene kcnh3, whose product is annotated as potassium voltage-gated channel, subfamily H (eag-related), member 3. The record is from RefSeq and is a predicted model, not a curated record. Gene Ontology annotation, biological process: regulation of membrane potential; potassium ion transmembrane transport. NCBI's taxonomy places the organism in Eukaryota, Metazoa, Chordata, Actinopteri, Siluriformes, Siluridae. The transcript has 15 exons. Gene Ontology annotation, molecular function: voltage-gated potassium channel activity. Gene Ontology annotation, cellular component: membrane. Bases 1871 to 5464 code for a protein of 1197 amino acids.
UUAACUCUCCUAAAAUCCUGUGGGAUGAAAUGAAAACACUGACAGCACACCAAACCUUCUGAACUAACAUCAGUGCCUGACUUCCCUAAUGCUCUUGUGGCUAAUUAACCACAACCUUUCCCAGAAUAAUUUUUCUGUAUAAAAUAUAUUCUCAGUAAACAUGCUGCUUACACUCUCCAUCAUGUAUAAAAUAAAUGUUAUACCAGAAUUAAGAGAAUGUUCCAUACCAUUGAACCAUGCAACUCUAAACAGGAGCUUAAAAGCUCCUCUCUCAGGUCCAUAUCAAACAUUUAUUUAUUUAAUAGAAGGAACCACAAUUGAACGUUAUCUAAAUCUCCCAAAAUCCAAUCUUUGUUAUCUUUGGAUUUUAGCACUAUAGGCUGUAUAUUAGUAUAAAAUAUCUCUGUCUGACCGGAAGAUGUCGCUGUUUCACAGGUUUUCACAUUAACGUAGCGACUUUCCCAACACAGCAUAGUGCAGUAAAUAAUCCAGACUCUUACUGUUAUUGUUGUAAUCGUGUGUAAAAGCUUCAUUCUGCUAUAUAUAAACAAAAAGCCGUCAUCCUGGGUUUAAAAAAUGUGCUUUUACACCAUAAGGAUUCUUGAAGUAUUUUUCAGAGAAUGUUGCAGGCUUAUUGGGGGUAAUAUGCAUGAUUGCACAGAAAAGCAAUUCAAUUCAGUUUAAUUAUAUUUGCAUAGAUCUUUUAACAAUAUACAUUACAGAAAUAAAUAGGUUUUAAAAGAUGAAUUUCGGUGCCUAUACGUUUAUCCCUAAUGAGCAAACCAGUGGUCACAAGAAAAAAACUCACUAAAAUGGUAUUAUGAAGGAAACCCUGAUAUCCAGAUGCUUAAGGAAACUCUUUAUUACCAUAUAAUACACCAUAUUUCCAAAAGUCUGGUCAUAAGUAUGACGUGCUUUUUUGAGCAUCAUUUUUAACAUUUAGUCCCAAUUUGCUUUUAUAUCAACCUGCUCGUGGACAUUUGUAUUCAUCAUCCACGAGGGUGUUAGUAAAGACAUUCAUCCCAAAGGUGUUCAGUAGGGUUGAGAUCAGAGCUCUAUAGCAGGACAUUUAAGAUGUUCCUCUCCAAAGCAUGUAACCCAGAUCUUUCUAUCUCAUCAUAUAGCAGUUCCUAAAAUGUUCCCCAAAUUUCUGACGUGAUCAGCAGUUACUCUAAUAGCUGCUCAGGAGGAGCAAUAAGUAGUUGAUCCAUACCUGAACAAUGCAUCAUUCAAAUAAUAAAAGUAAUAAAAGGUUCAAACAGUAGACAAACCCCUUCCCAUGUGAUGUUUAUAACAGUGUGAUUGGGAAUGUGGUGGGGGCAAUAUCACCUCCCUGUCCUGCCAACGCGCGCACACAAAAAGCGCGCUCCUCUCACCAUCUCCUCACCAUCUCCACUCCUCUCCUCUCCUCUCCUCCGGGAACCAUCACGUGACUUGACAUCUGCUCGGAGAGGCAACGGGAGAAAACCAGGCAACGCAGGAGGAAGAAAAGAACAGCGUCCUCCAGUACUGCUAAUGCUGUUAGUGGUGCUGGUUUCAAGAGUCUCGAUCUCCAACCUGCUGGUGCAUUAAAGAGCUUUUGAAAGGAACUCACUCUUUGUUUGUUGGUCCUGAGAGGUUCCAGAUCUUUUCUGGAAUAGUGUCGAUGCUGUGAAGGAGCGAACAUGCUUCGUUUACGUUGAGUGGGGCGGUUUGGCAUGCGCUCUGCCCCGCCGCCGCCGCCACACUGGAGGGUCGCGGCUCGCGGAUCGGGGCGCUCCUGCAGGGGCUGGGAUGCGCCCCAGGGACCUCCCGAUUCCUGUCCGGCUUCGGCGCUGAGCACCACCAAGAGUCGAGUCGGGCUACCCGGAGCCGCUCCACGCGGAGCAGGAUGCCGGUGAUGAGGGGACUGCUCGCGCCGCAGAACACCUUCCUCGACACGAUCGCCACGCGCUUCGACGGCACCCACAGCAACUUUGUGCUGGGGAAUGCCCAGGUGCAGUCGCUCUACCCCAUCGUGUACUGCUCAGACGGGUUCUGUGAGCUGACAGGCUACGCUCGUGCUGAGCUGAUGCAAAAGAGCUGUGCCUGCAACUUUCUGUACGGGCCCGAGACGAGCGACGGGCUGACGGCACAGAUCCAAAGCGCUCUGGAUGACCGUCGGGAAUUCAAGACCGAAUUGGUUUUCUACAAGAAAGGAGGUACUCAGUUCUGGUGUCUGCUGGAUAUCGUGCCCAUUAAGAAUGAGAAGGGAGAGGUCGUGCUGUUCCUCGUGUCCCAUAAAGACAUCACGGAUAAUAAGAAGGACCAGGAUGCAGAGCAGUGUCCUGAACUGGAUGAGGAGACAGGACUGGAAGUUCACAAGGUCACGCGGCCGCAGGGCUUUAACGCAAACCGGCGGCGCAGUCGGGCCGUGCUCUACCAGCUCUCAGGACAUCUGCAGAAACAGGACAAAAGCAAACUCAAGAUCAAUAAUAAUAUGUUUGGCGAGAAGCCGCCCAUCCCAGAGUACAAAGUAGCAGCCAUUCAGAAGUCGCGUUUUAUCCUUCUUCAUUACGGUACCUUCAAGGCUGGCUGGGAUUGGUUGAUUCUUUUAGCCACCUUUUACGUGGCAGUCACCGUUCCCUACAACGUAUGCUUCACUGUGGUCGGGGUACGUGACGACAAAUCAACAUUCAGAAGUCCACCGAGUGUGAGCGACAUCUUAGUGGAGAUCCUUUUCAUGCUGGAUAUUCUGUUGAACUUCCGCACUACGUUUGUGAGCACAUCAGGCCAGGUGGUGUACGAUGCCAGAUCUAUCUGCGUGCACUACGUCACCACCUGGCUCUUUGUGGACCUAAUCGCUGCGUUACCCUUCGACCUGCUCUACGCUUUCAAUGUCAGUGUGUAUUUUGGGGUUCAUCUACUAAAGACCGUUCGGUUGUUAAGACUCCUGCGCUUACUGCAGAAGCUCGAGCGCUACUCGCAGUACAGUGCCGUGGUGCUCACCUUGCUCAUGUCUAUGUUUGCUCUGCUGGCUCACUGGAUGGCGUGCGUCUGGUACUUCAUCGGACGCUGCGAGAUCGAGAAUAACACGCCUGGAUCCUGGGACAUUGGCUGGUUGCAUGAAUUGGCCAAGCGUCUGGGCACUCCAUACAUCCCCUCUCCCCUCACAUCCUUCCUUCCAGAUUCACUAAGGCCUAGCAGCCUGGAUGGUCUGAGCAGCAACGUGACUCAGUGGAACUCCUCCAGCAGUGAUGUAGUGGGGCCGGAUUCUUCAGCAAACUCCAGUCAGUGGAACGUGACCGGGAUGGGGUCGGGGGAUGGUGUCAGCUCAGUGCUGGAUGGUGGCCCGUCUGUGCGGAGCUCCUACGUAACAUCACUUUACUUUGCUCUAAGUAGUCUAACCAGUGUGGGCUUUGGCAACGUCUCGGCUAACACUGACUCCGAGAAGAUCUUCUCCAUUUGCACCAUGUUGAUUGGAGCGCUAAUGCACGCCGUGGUCUUCGGUAACGUGACCGCCAUCAUCCAGCGCAUGUAUUCCCGCCGCUCGCUUUACCACACACGCACAAAAGACCUGAAGGACUUCAUUCGUGUUCACCGACUGCCCAAGGCCUUGGAACAGCGCAUGCUAGAGUGUUUUCAGACCACGUGGUCCGUUAACAAUGGCAUCGACGUCAGUGAGCUGCUGAAGGACUUCCCCGACGAGUUGCGGGCAGACAUCGCCAUGCACCUCAACAAAGAGCUGCUGCAGCUGCCGCUUUUUGAGUCGGCCAGUCGCGGGUGUCUACGCUCGCUCUCACUUAUAAUUAAGACGUCGUUCUGCGCACCCGGAGAGUUCCUCAUCCGUCAGGGUGACGCACUACAGGCCAUCUACUUUGUAUGUUCAGGCUCCAUGGAGGUACUCAAGGACAACACAGUCCUGGCCAUAUUGGGUAAAGGCGACCUGAUCGGCUCGGACUCUCUGACGAGGGAGCAGGUGAUUAAGACCAACGCUAAUGUAAAAGCUCUGACCUACUGCGACCUUCAGUACAUCAGCCUGAAGGGGCUGCGCGAGGUGCUGCGCCUCUACCCUGAGUACGCACAGAAAUUUGUCAGCGAGAUCCAGCACGACCUCACCUACAACCUGCGGGAGGGCAACAACACCGAUGUGGACUGGGAAAGCAACGGUGGCCUUGUCAAGAAGCUGCCAUCCAUUCGUGAAGACGAGGAGAAUGAUGAAGAGCAGCACUCCGUGUCACGGGCACCUCGUUCACCUUUGCGUCUUACAAGGGGAAUCAGCUCACCCCUGCGCUCACCCCUUCUGCCUCCAAGGCCGUUUCGCCCGCCUUCAGAUAACAGCCGCCCCACCACACUUCAGAUACCUGUGGUCAGCUUCAGCACUGCCCCUCCAGAGCUAAGCCCCAGGUUUGUGGAUGGAAUUGAGACAGAAAACAAUUCUGGUUCAGCACAAAGGUUUGAGUUCACCACUAACCUACCUCAUAGUGGUCCUUCAUCCCCCUGUCCAGUGAGCCAAGAGCAGGUGGAAACCAGGCAGAGCAUCAACAAGCUCAGUGAAGAGAUGAACAGCUUGUCAAAACAGGUCUCCCAGCUCAGUGAAGAAUUGCAGGAGAUGACUCGCCUCCUGCGCCCUUUGUUCCUCACUGCUUCUCAGCCACUCCUAUCAACCCCACCACCACCACCAAUGACUUUAGCUGGAAGUGGACCAUCAAUGAACUUACCUGCAGGUCCACGUCCUCCAGCACCACCCCGCUCUCUUUUGGACAUCACAGACCCAGUAGUGGUGGUAGGUCUUCCCAGCUGCCUCAUACCCACAAGUCCACCUCAGAGACCUCAUUCCCAGGUGAUUUGCUCAAAUGGCUCCCCUCAUGCCAGCCUGUCUCAUUUAGAGACUAUUCAGAAAGAUAGCACAGGGGCAGGGAAGCACGAUAUCCCCAUUGGCCCUACCAAUGGAUACGGGCAGGCAGCUCCAGACCGGCUUGCCUCUCGAGCCACUUCCCCUUCUCUUUCUUUUUCCCUGUCAAUAUCCUCAUCCCGCUCCCAGUCACCUUCCUUGACACCUUGUCAAGGACCCCACCCUUCCUGCCCCACCAGCUGCACGCAAGGCUUGUUAUUUCCCCCAUCAUCACAAGAUAUCCCACCAUCUUCCCAGGACAUCCAGCCACAAUCCCACUGCUCUGCACCUGCUUCACUAAGUAACUCCCCAAGUGACCACAGACUUAGGGGUGGUCCCUCUCCAGCCUCCUCUUCCUCCACACCCCUACUUCAGACCUUGCCUUGCUCCUCACCAUCCUGCCCACACCCCUCCCCUCUCUUGCUCUGUUCCAUGAGAGAUGGGCAGGGGUCGAUGGGCUUCCCGUGGCACCGGCAGACCUCCAGCUGUGCGCAGGCAGCGUCCAGCCCUGAGCAACCUCAGCUGGAACUGGAAAUGCAGGAAUGGGAUGCGGGAGGGAAGAGCUCAACAGAGCACAUCAGCUUCAUCGAUGAGGAAGGACCACCACUGUGAAUGCCAUGGGGAGAAAUGGGAGAAGAGCAGUAGCACAACCAGGAGCUGGACUGCAGCACAUCAAUACAUCAAAUUAGGGUGGAAGGUUAAUAUAUGGAGUUGAAGUGUUAUCCAAAAAGUAAAGCAGGGUCCAUCCGCCAUUCAAAUGGGCAAAGGGAGCUGCUUAUCUUCUUGGGCUGCGGCUUUCAAAACUGGUCGUGCACCAUUUCAAACACACCAAAACUUGACACCAGCCAAUCGCAACCAUAUCAGCACGAAAGGGGCCUGUGCUUCUCUGGACCAACAGGAGCUCUUCUUCAGCAGCAUUAUAAGACAUGCACACAACAGGUCAAAUCUGUAUGGUGCAUGGCAACCAAAAUUCAUAAACGAAAUAACCAAACCCAGCAAACUUUGUAAUAAGUGCUUGAUCUAUGAGGAGUUCCUGUUGGCUAUUCUGCAUGGGUACAUGUUGACCCUGGAGACCUGAAUCUGAAACAUGGCACAUGUUUGCAAUCUCAUCUUCUCUACUGCCAAAACAUUUGUGCUUUACAUAUAGCCAACCAUAGGUCACAAAUGCAUCUACUUGCUCUGAUUUUUCACAGCUAUUAGGUAGAUGAAUGAAUGUGUUACACCGCAGCACACAUCACUUUUAGUUUCUUCUCCUUAUUUGAACACAUGCCCAGACAUUGCAUAUUUAUUUAGAGUGGGAAUGGAGAUCUUAUUCCUACUUCACACAGCACACACGUUUAUAUCUCAUACCUUAUUUAAUCCACAAAUGUACAGGGGUUUAACCAGUAUAUUGUAGGCUGAUUUAUUUUAUGGCCCUCAUUAAGAGGAGGAUUUCAGGGCUACUGAACAAAAAGUAUAAAUUUUGAAUGAGGGAUGUGGAAACCUUUUAGGUUUACAUACUAUACAUUUACAGAAUGUCAUAUAGCAUAUGGUUGUUUCAUGGAAUAAUGGCCAAUAACCUAAUGUGGUUCUUGGAGGAGCUCAAUUCUCCAAACGUGACCACAGUAGGUAUUACAACAAGACAAUCAAACCAAACCAUUAACGGGACCCAGAUAAAACUACAAAAUGUGCCAGCUACACAAAUCUACACUGCCCUAGCCUGGCAUGCCAAAUAGUGGGAAGACUGAGCAUGCCAAUAAGUGUCCAUUUGGGAGUUAAGUUAAAAAGACUCACAGUGAUAAAUAGCCAAAGUCAAGGACACAGGGUUGGCAUGAUAAACAACCAACAGACUACGAAUUGCACACAUGGGAUAGAUGUAGAGAGGGGAGGAAAUCCCAAGGUGCAAGUUUGAAUUAAAAAAAAAAUAUAUAAAAAAAAAACAAACAAAAAAAAACCACACGCAGCUUUAGCCAUCCAGCCACGUGUGCCUUUCCUAUAACCAUCCAGUUUCUCCAGAACAUCUCCCCAUUUGUUUUCUGUUCUUUCUUUGAUUUCAGUCAUGUCAUCAUUUCAACGAGCACUGCACUUUUAUUCACCUAGUAAUUAUUUAUUUACCUAUUUAUUUACAUAUUUAUUUAUUUACUUACCCAUCACAUUGAAUGAGAGUGAACUAGAAAGUGCUCAGGUGAAUAUUUCUACCCCUUGGUUCCAUUUGAGAGAGAGAGAAAAAAAAAACCUACAAGAAGUUUAUCGUCAACUCGUAUCGAUACAGUGAUGGUGAUAAGCAGCUAAUUGAAUGCUGCUGAAAUCAUCCAAGGUUUUGAGAAAAUGCCAUCACUACGUCUUAAUAUUUAGGGGUCCAUUCACUACGCAUGGGCUUCUCAUUCGUCAUCUUGCUUGAGUAGGUAUACGUCAUUCUGGAUUCUAUUUUCUUUACCUAGGAACUGUGUGAGGGGGCGUUCAUGACUAGCAGGGUGUUUUGAGACUUUGGGUCAGGGUUUUGGGUGGGUGGGGGUUCCUGCAUGUCUCAUCUUUUUUGCAUGAGGAAUGUGCCUGCAUUAUUAAAUAUGGGAAGCGUGUAGGGGAAAUCCUAAAUGGAGGUCCAGAAGCAUAAAUGUAUUUUGUUAACUGCAAUGAAAUUUAACAGAUCCUUAACCUGAAUAAUAAAAUGUGUUUUAUAAGAA